AUGAAGCGGUUUAUGAGGGGCGAGUCAAUAUUUUGGGGUGUAGUGGUGUCCACGUGUGGUACUGUGAUUGGAGAGAAGGAAAGCGGAAGGCAUUGGCCGUCGAAAACCGAGAUUAGGUCAGCCGCCAUGGAUGAAAAGAAACAAGAAGUAUUGUUUUGUGGGCGGUUUGCCUUUAGCGUUAGUGGGCGUGUAAGUGAGAUUAGUGAGGGGGUUGGGUUUGUGGUAAAAUGCAAAGUUGGGUUGGGUGACACUGAUUGGGAAGUUUCUUAUCUUGGGAAUUUGUUGAUGGGUCUAAUCAUGGAUAGUGGGGAUGGAAUCAAUCUAAAUGCAACUCUUCACUCACAUUAA
Messenger RNA from Sphenostylis stenocarpa, 348 nucleotides. The record is from the annotation of a GenBank genome assembly. Lineage: Eukaryota; Viridiplantae; Streptophyta; Magnoliopsida; Fabales; Fabaceae.